Messenger RNA from Suillus paluster, 476 nucleotides. RefSeq lists its product as uncharacterized. The transcript has a single exon. The record is from RefSeq and is a predicted model, not a curated record. NCBI's taxonomy places the organism in Eukaryota, Fungi, Basidiomycota, Agaricomycetes, Boletales, Suillaceae. The coding region runs from base 48 to 257 and encodes 69 amino acids.
GUACUACUGUCCGUCUAGUGGAGGACUGGAACACAGCUGCGGAAGAGAUGCGGAAGAUUGAGGGCUUCGGUCGCUUCCUACUCCCCCCCUUGGUUUUCGAUCUCCAAGAUGCGGCUCGUGAAGGGCCCAUUAUCGUGCUCGUUGCAAACAAGUCGUCUUGCCAUGCCAUCAUUAUCCCGCACAGGCAACCUCCGACUAGCAUCCAACUUCCUACCAAUUUUCUGAAACUCAUGCUAUUGUUGCACGCACUGCGAUAGUCCGCCCUGUGGUUGACAAUCUAGGCAGAGUUGCAAAACCUGGGUCGCGAAUGUGGUGGUGCCAAACCUCGUUCUUCAACUUCCUCCCUUUGCAGCUAUACAUUUCUUCCUACACCCAUCGCUCACCGCGCUGAUCAAGGCUCGCGGACGUUAUGACAGGUCCCUGCCAGUGUCCUUUGCUGUCAUUGGUCAGAACCACCCACCACGCCAUUCAUAUCC